GUCCUUUCUCUGGGGUUACACGAUGAGCCUCCGCCUCUGUUAUUCCGCCUACUUUCCCUUCCUACUUCAUGCAGCGGUUUUUUUUUUUCCUCCAACUGCUUCGUGGCUUCUGGCCUUCAGAUCGGACCCUUUUGCCGCUCGCCCCGUUUGCUCUUCCUUAGCGGCCCCGUUUUCUUCUCCAAAUGCGACGAAACUCCUAAUGGAAAGCGAGGCAGCGUGCUGGUAGCUGGUUAAAUGCAACUGUGUCAGUAAGGAAGGAAAAGCAAACAUGAGAGUAGCGGGAGCUGCAAAAUUAGUGGUAGCAGUAGCUGUGUUCCUGCUGACGUUUUAUGUCAUAUCUCAAGUAUUUGAAAUAAAGAUGGAUGCCAAUCUAGGGAGCCUGUUUGCAAGGUCACCGUUGGAUAUACCUUUACGUUCCACAAAACCCCCAAGAUACAAAUGUGGAACUACAAAAGCUUGUCCAGAGAAUCAUUUUGCUUUCAAAAUGGCAAGUGGAGCAGCCAAUGUUGUUGGACCUAAAAUUUGUGUAGAAGAUAAUGUCUUGAUGAGUGGAGUUAAAAACAAUGUUGGGAGAGGCAUUAAUCUAGCUUUGGUAAAUGGCAAAACAGGUGAACCAGUGGACACAAAGUACUUUGAUAUGUGGGGUGGAGAUGUAGCUCCAUUUAUUGACUUCCUGAAGAAAAUUCCAGAGGGAACUAUUGUAUUAAUGGCAACGUAUGAUGAUGGUGCCACUAAGCUUAAUGAAGAAGCACGGAAGCUAGUAGCUGAAUUGGGAAGUACAUCCAUCAUGACCCUUGGCUUCAGAGACAAUUGGGUUUUCUGUGGUGGAAAAGGAAUUAAGACCAAAAGCCCAUUUGAACAGCAUAUUAGAAACAACAAAGAUACAAACAAAUAUGAAGGGUGGCCAGAGGUGGUAGAGAUGGAAGGCUGCAUCCCGCAGAAGCUGGACUGAAGGAACCAUCCAAUGGACAUGUACAAUGCAAAGAACAAAGGAGGGGGAAAUGCACUUUCUGCUGCUAUUAGGUAGAGGGUUCUGGAGGAAGAAUACUGUGUAUAGGCACAUCUCCUCUAGGAUGGUCCUUGCACAAGGCCCAUAAAAAUGGAAGGGAGACCGCAGGAGCACAAUGAAUCACUCCAAUUCAUUUAAAUGGGGCUUGGACAGGAACAUCUCCGGCUGGAUUGUGGGCCAUGUAAAUACUCUCCAAGCAUGUUUCCACCUUAGAAUGUGCAUGAGCAUUGACAUUUUUGAGCAUCUGGCUUAUUUAUUGGUAAAACAGAAACAACCCUCUCUGCUUUCUUUUGUAAAUAGGUCUCAAACAAAACAGUUAUUUCUCAGCACCUGUCCCCCGCUCCCUGCCCAUCUUUUUCUUGUUAACUUGUUUCUGAAGCACAACAUCCAGGUUAUUUUAUGUUAAAUGUCUUUCAGAAUUACCAUCAUAGGUUAUUAUGCAUACAAAAUAAAUGGCUGAACUGAUGCUGAGCUAUGUUGUACUUUGCUCCAACUAUGAUGGCAUUACUGUGAGUUCGUCUAUUUUUUGGGAUAUGUAAUUUUAAUCCCCCUCCAAAAGGGAUAACAGAUUACUUUUUAUUCUUUGUUGCUCUGAAAGCAGCAUUUUUUGCUAUCCCCUUCAAACUUUCAAAUAGGUAAUGGCUGAGUGUUUAAUACAAAAAUGUAGGCCUGCUGUAAGAAGCACAAUUGAAUCUUUUUUAUUAAAGCCAAAUGUAUAACAUUGUGUGUGUUGCUGUGGCUAGAUUAUCUGCAUCCCAGGCUUCUGGUCAGCAGUGCUUGACUGCUAGUAGAGCAGGUCCAUGUGGUUGCUUCUUGUGUGUCUGUACUUAGUUAAACCCUUUUACAGUUCUGUGACCCACCAACCACAUCAAUUGGUUUCGGUAAUACUGAAGUCAGAGAGGGAAGCUGGUGUUGGCAGUCAGCAUGUUAUCCCAAAAGUGAGUAAUAGCGUGAUAAAAAGUAGGUUCGUUUGUAAUAGAAAUUAAUUUGGCAUGAAUUGUUCAGUCUAGACACCUGUGAAGCCUAUCCUGCUAUUAUAAAUUGAAGGAUGGGGGAAGAAUUCUAUGGAGCACAACAUGUUUUACAAGCUAAUAAAACAGCCUAUUUUAACAGAAGAUUCUUAAAAGGCAAACCAAGUUAAAGCUUGUUUUCCACAGGUGUUUGGUGCUCUGGUGUUCUCUCUGGGCACACAUUAAGCCAUACACAAAUUUUAUCUUUUCCCCCUUCCCCUCCUCAAAUCCUCAGUAUGGCAGAUACAAGCAAUACAGAACCAUGUUGCACAUCCCAUGGGUACCUGUGCUGCAGAAAAUCCAUGUUCCCCAGUCCAGCCAGCAGAACUGACUCAAGAUUUAAGGAGCCUCCCCUCCUUCAUGGGUAGACUCCCCACUCCCAGCAGGGGUUUUCCUACUGGCAGUGGCCAUGCUGAGAUCAAUAAAGCACAGCUGUGAGUUACCUGCCAUUUUAAUUACACAAAUGCUCCAUAGCAGAUAAUAACUUCAGAAGAAACAUGAAAUCAAUGUAAUUAAAACUAGGAGACUUGCAGAUCCAGCUGCCUGACAUGGCUGGCCCAGAGAUGGAGGUCAGCUGUGGUCCCUGCUGAUGCCCAGAAUCCAAAGGGCUAUACAGGAACUUCCCCAUGAACAAUUUUGCAUUAUUGAUAUCAAUGGAUAGCGCUACCAUGCUGUAUUACCUACGAAUUCCAUUCCCUGCCCUCUCUCUUCCAACCUCCCUCCAGCUUCAGGAAGCAGACUGACAAGCACCUUUCCCAAUUGGAAGGAACUUUGAGAAACCUGCUAUAGGAAAGCUCCGGUGCAUGAAGAGUAUUUAAAUAUGACUCAGGUUCUUUGGGUUGUGAUGUAUAGCAUUUCUUUUUUUGUGUGUGAGAGGGUGGGGAUACUGCACCAGUAUUUCACUGGUGCUUUUCCAGUGAGAUACUGAGCAGGGAGUUUGCGAGUUACACACACUUCCACAGAGAUGCUGUUAAAGAGAUGUUAGCAAGGUUAGAAAGAGUUUUAAUUUUGUGUCUGUUGUACAAGGCUCAGCUCAGAAUUCUAUAUGUUGUUGUUGUUGUUGUUUAAUCUGCACUGUUGGGUGGUAUGGAUAUCCAACUUUUUUUUAAGGACCUUCUAAAAUCAAGAGUUUUGCUUAGUAACUGGGAAUUGUUGAAACUAAUGAAAUACUGUUUGCACUAAAGUUAUUAAAGCAAUAGGGGGAGUAAUGACUUAAUAGUUAAGAAAAACCACCCAAUUUUCUUAUGCCAAGAAGUGAUUAUUGGAAUUUGAGGAGCUUUACUGUGUUAACUUCAUGCCAUGUUUUGUUGCCGCCUCCUUAAUUUACUGUUGCAGAGCAAUAAAAACACCCUAACUAGUCAAACCAAUUACCUGUGAAAUACCAUGCAUCCUCAUCAUUCAUGUUCUGAAGAAAUAAAAUCACAUUUCCAUGUAUAUUUUUCA
Varanus komodoensis (Komodo dragon) is the source of this 3462-nucleotide messenger RNA. RefSeq names its product FAM3 metabolism regulating signaling molecule C (gene FAM3C). Lineage: Eukaryota; Metazoa; Chordata; Lepidosauria; Squamata; Varanidae. The transcript is spliced from 10 exons. The record is from RefSeq and is a predicted model, not a curated record. The coding region runs from base 269 to 952 and encodes 227 amino acids.